This is a messenger RNA of Thyridium curvatum, 3093 nucleotides long. RefSeq lists its product as uncharacterized. The record is from RefSeq and is a predicted model, not a curated record. NCBI's taxonomy places the organism in Eukaryota, Fungi, Ascomycota, Sordariomycetes, Thyridiales, Thyridiaceae. The coding region runs from base 1 to 3093 and encodes 1030 amino acids. The transcript has 2 exons.
AUGGAGCCCUCCUCAAGCCGGGCGGGCUCCAUGCCGCAGCCCUACCCGCCGCAGCCCCCGUCGCCUACCCUGACCAACCCCGACAUGAUUUUACCCGAGUACGAGCGGUCCUCCUCCCCCGGCUACGACGACGACCGCUCCCACUCGCCGCUCAUGAUGUGGAAGAACGCCCAUGCCGCCGCCUCGGGCGUCGACCUGCACGCCCUCACCUUCACCGCAGGGCCCAUCACCCCGACCACGCCCAUCAUAUACGGCAACGGCACCAUGCUGUCCGACAUUGGCGAGGUCACCGAGGUCGAGAGCACCGUCGGCAAGCCCUCGCCCCAGCGCCGCGCCGGCCUCGACCGCCAGGCCCUGGCGGACAAGGAGAACAUGGCCGACUACCUGGCCCAGCCCGCGCGGGUGCUCGACAGCGUCAAGAGGAGGGCCAAGGAGCAGCAGGCCUCCGUCGAGCGGCUGCGGCGCUCCUCGGGCGACAGCACCAGCACCAUCACCACCCAGGACAGGCCGGACCUCUUUGCCGACUUUGACGACUCCAUGAGCGUCGGCGACAGCGUGUUCCAGGGCGACGACGAAGAGAGCGUCGCCGAGUCCUACGUCCCGGACUCGCCCGCCCGCGAGCCGCAUGCGCCCAGCAGCAGUCUGACGGUUGACGCGCCCUCUCUAAGCGGCGGGAGCAGCGUCAAUGGUGGCAGUGGGAACGAAGACCAGCGCUCCGCGGCGGACCUGAGCAAGCGGGCGGAGCAAAUCCUCGCUAAUGCGAAGAGGAGAUUGACGACUAUGGAAGGCAAUCUCACACGCGCGCGGAGCUCUCUGCAAAUGUCGUCACCCACGGGCUUCUCCGACGGCUCUACGCCCUCACCCCCGUUCCCUCUCCGCCUCCGCGACCACUCUACCACAGUCUUCGCGCCCGGGCACGCACGCAUAGGCAGCGAUAAUGCCCUGAGACUCGAUGCCGCACCCAAAGUCUACACGCAAAGAUCGGCGAGUGCGAUGGGCGCUGCCGGUGGGUACAGGCCGCCGUUGAUCUCAUCACAGAGCCUGGGUCAAAUACGAGAAGAUCUCAACGGGCUGGCGGAGCAGGAGGAGCCUGACUACAGGAGAUCGACGGACUCGGCGGGAGACAAGGGCUUGGAGUCGGUCAGUGAAGAUGCCGCCGAGCCGGACCUGCUCCGGCCGGAAGCCGAGAACGCCUCGAGGUUGGACACAUUCCUGAGCCCAACCUUUGGGUCCUUCAACGAGAAGGGCUUGACAAGGUCUGCCUCUGUGGCUCAGAUGCGGGAUCUGAAGGACCAGAUGAAGGACCUGAAGGGCAAGAUUUCGUCUCUGCGGGAGCAGGCGCGCGCAGACAGCAUGAAGAGGAGGAGUCUUCAGAGCCUGCGGACGCCGAGCCCAUUCACCCACGCCCGGAUAGAGCAAUGGUACGGGACGGAGCCGCAGUCUGCUCUGACCAAGUCCGUAUCCACGCCCAACGACGUGUCAGGCCGGAACCCCUGGAAUGGUGAGGUGUCGACCGUGGACGGCGAGAGCGACGGAGAAGGCCAGUCAACUCCCAAGAAGACGAGGUCUUCCUUUGACGAAAACACAGAGGACGACUCGCUGGCGGGCGGCUACGAGAGCCAGGAGAACGGCGUCACGAAGCUGAGCCAUCCUUACCACCACCAGCAACAAUUCAUAGAAACGCCCGUCGUGGAUCUCGGCACCGACUCACCACGAAGAGAGCCGGAGACCAUACCGGAGGAGGCCGAGAAGGAGGAGGAGGAAGACGUGGACAGCGACAUGCGGACGGAGAACGGCGACGACCCGCCGUCGGACGAGAACCAGGACGGCUUCGCCACGGCCGGCACUGACUGGGAGAGCGAGGCGGGCGAGUCCGAGUACCACGACACGUUUCAGCACCCCAUCUCUCACGAGGACCGCGAGGACGCCUUUGACUACGAGCACUUUAUCCUUCACAGCGCCCUGGGCACGAUCAACCAGCAGCGGCUGGCGGGGCGCGGCAGCUUCAGCUCCGAGGACUCGGUCGAGACAACACGCGGGCCUACGUACGGCAAGUCGCGGUCGCGCAGCCGCACCCGCCGGGGCAGCGCCGGCUCCGUCUCGACCGUCGACUCGUUCGCCACGGCCACCGAGGGCCGCGCCUCGCGCUACAGCACCAACCGCUCCAGCUUUGAGACGGCGGCUGCAGCCGCGGACGAGACUGCCGUCAUCGACGACUACGUUGUCGAGGAGGACGAGGAAGACCAAGACGGAAGAACCCAGCAGGAACAAAAGCGCGAGCGGCGGCCGGCCACGCCGCCACCCACGGCGCGCCGGGGGGGAAACGCGUUCAGCUCGGCGCCUGCGACGGCCAACACGACGCCCAACAAGCGCCACAGCGCCGAGGAGCAGCGCUCGUCCUCGUCGUCGCACCCGCCCGCCGCGGCGCUCGCCCGGCGGCCCGCCAGCAGCGCGGCGCACACGCUGCACCGGCCCUCGGUCUCGUCGUUCGACUCGACCGGCACGCAGCGCAGCUUCCCGCUCGUCGGCGGCAGCAGCAGCAGCGCGCGCAAGAAGACGUCGUCCAACGGCAGCGGGUCGCCCGUCGCGGCGCGGUCCUCGACGCCGCCGCAGCAGCAGCAGCACGCGUUCGCCUCGUCCUCGUCGUCCUCCGCCGAGGCCGGCGGCGAGGCGGCGAUGGGGACGGCCGACCGGCAGCUGCGGAACAUCUCCGAGUCGCUCAUGCAAGGCCAAGGCGCAGAGGUCGCCUCUGCCGAGCAGCAGCAGCCGCAGCACCAGCACAAGUACUCCAUCAGCAGCGCGCGCAGCACCUCGUCCCUGGGCAUCGCCGCGCCCGCCGCGCCGGGCACCCCGGCCGCCGUGGGCGCCCUGUCGCGCGAGGACCAGAUGCUCGUCGAGCGCGCCGUCGCGGGGCUGGGCAGGUGCGUGCUGGGCCUCACGGAGAGCGGGCGCGCGAGCGCCGAGAGCAGGAUGUACCGCCGGCGGAUCGACGCCGCGAGGCGCAUCCUCGAGGGGCUCGAGCCGCUCGCCGGCGCGCCCGGAGGAGGAGGAGACCACGUGCCGUCGUCUGCUUCGGCGCCGUCGCUGACGUGA